Notolabrus celidotus (New Zealand spotty) is the source of this 637-nucleotide messenger RNA. Its product is annotated as lymphocyte antigen 6G-like. The coding region runs from base 245 to 547 and encodes 100 amino acids. Lineage: Eukaryota; Metazoa; Chordata; Actinopteri; Labriformes; Labridae. The record is from RefSeq and is a predicted model, not a curated record. The transcript has 3 exons.
CAUAAAGUGUUUUCUUCCAUUUACAAAAAGCAAGCAUUUAGCAGCCUCUGGGAUAAUGAGGUCACAUCAGGGCUGACGUUAUUCAGGUCACUUAGAAGGAAAGGCUUUGUCAGGAAAUGCAAAUGUUCAAGUAUAAAAGAGAAGGGGCUGGACUGAAAGAGGAAAAGCUAGACUCAAAGAGGAAAGGCUUGUCCUAACAUCUCUCACUGGGCUGAUCAACAAUCUGUUUUUCUCUCUGCUCACCAUGAAGCCUUAUGGAGCUCUGAUUCUGUGCAUGACUCUGUCUACAGCAUAUGGAAUAAAAUGCUUCUCAUGCGCUGCUGCAAACCCAUCUACCUGCACAAACACCAUAGACUGUACAAUCCUCCUCGAUCGAUGUUUCUCCCACGAACUGGGCCCUCUGGUCACAAAGGGCUGCAUGUCCAGCAUAGCAUGCAUAGGUGAUAUGUCGUGCUGUAAAGGGGACCUUUGUAACAGUGCCGUACCAAUCGGCCCCAGUGCCCUCCUGCUGCUGGUGUCCUCAGCUGUCAUCACUCACUUUCUCUGAAGCUCUGGGAUUUUCUGAUUUCUAUGCUGCAUUUUUUUGUGUGACCUGAUUUGUAUAUUUGCAGAUGAAUAAAAACUUUUGAAAACCUAA